Molecule: messenger RNA, 4515 nt
Organism: Balaenoptera acutorostrata (minke whale)
Lineage: Eukaryota; Metazoa; Chordata; Mammalia; Artiodactyla; Balaenopteridae
Gene: MPP2
Product: MAGUK p55 scaffold protein 2
Exons: 14
Coding region: 454-2112 (552 amino acids)
Cellular component (GO): cell-cell junction; plasma membrane
Molecular function (GO): protein binding
Source: RefSeq, a predicted model, not a curated record
ACCCGAGGGCCCUCUUCGUCCUGGCAUGGCACUUGGGGCCCUUUCUCUGCGUCCCACCUCCCCUUGCCUCUUCCCUCAGGCCAGUCCCCUCCCUCUCACCCUCCCGCCCCCACCCCCUUUCUCGGGUGCUCCUAGAGAGAGACCAAACCCCGCUGCCCAUUGACGCUGGCCCCCGCCCCCGCGGCGAGGGCUCCUAAGUGACGUCAGGCACAGAGCUGGUGAGCUGUGAGGGGCCCGGGCGUCCGGUCGGCUUCUCUGGGGGCUGUGCGGAUUCUGGGGACUUCGGAGCCAGGCAUUACGGGCAGAUCCAGGAGGAAGGGGAGCCAUCCUUCCACUUUUGUAAUUUCUGCUACUUGAGCUCAGAUGACCAGCUCAGGCCUGGGAAGGUGAUAGGAGGAGAGAAGAUUUUAUUAAAAUCAGGAGAGCCAUUUCAGAGCCCUUGCUGAUUUCACCAUGCCAGUUGCCGCCACCAACUCUGAGUCUGCCAUGCAGCAAGUCCUGGACAACCUGGGAUCCCUCCCCAAUGCCACGGGGGCAGCCGAACUGGACCUGAUCUUCCUUCGAGGCAUUAUGGAAAGUCCUAUAGUGAGAUCCCUGGCCAAGGCCCACGAGCGGCUGGAGGAGACGAAGCUGGAGGCCGUGCGGGACAACAACCUGGAGCUGGUGCAGGAGAUCCUGCGGGACCUGGCGCAGCUGGCCGAGCAGAGCAGCACGGCGGCUGAGCUGGCCCGCAUCCUCCAGGAGCCCCACUUCCAGUCCCUCCUGGAGACGCACGACUCUGUGGCCUCAAAGACCUAUGAGACACCACCCCCCAGCCCUGGCCUGGACCCCACGUUCAGCAACCAGCCCUUGCCUCCUGAUGCGGUGCGCAUGGUGGGCAUCCGCAAGACGGCUGGAGAGCAUCUGGGCGUGACAUUCCGCGUGGAGGGUGGCGAGUUGGUGAUCGCACGCAUUCUGCACGGGGGCAUGGUGGCUCAGCAAGGCCUACUACACGUGGGCGACAUCAUCAAGGAGGUGAACGGGCAGCCGGUGGGCAGCGACCCCCGCGCGCUGCAGGAGCUCCUGCGCAACUCCAGCGGCAGCGUUAUCCUCAAGAUCCUGCCCAGCUACCAGGAGCCCCAUCUGCCCCGCCAGGUAUUUGUGAAAUGCCACUUUGACUAUGACCCAGCCAGAGACAGCCUUAUCCCCUGCAAGGAAGCCGGCCUGCACUUCAAUGCUGGGGACCUGCUUCAGAUUGUAAACCAGGACGAUGCCAACUGGUGGCAGGCGUGCCACGUAGAAGGGGGCAGCGCUGGGCUCAUCCCCAGUCAGCUACUGGAGGAGAAGCGGAAAGCCUUUGUCAAGCGGGACCUGGAGCUGACACCCACCUCAGGGACCCUGUGCGGCAGCAUUUCAGGAAAGAAAAAGAAGCGAAUGAUGUACUUGACCACCAAGAAUGCAGAGUUUGACCGCCAUGAGUUGCUCAUUUAUGAGGAGGUGGCCCGCAUGCCCCCCUUCCGCCGGAAAACCCUGGUGCUGAUCGGGGCUCAGGGUGUGGGCCGGCGCAGCCUGAAGAACAAACUCAUCAUGUGGGAUCCGGAUCGCUACGGCACCACAGUGCCCUACACGUCCCGGAGGCCCAAGGACUCAGAACGGGAAGGCCAGGGUUACAGCUUUGUGUCCCGUGCGGAGAUGGAGGCUGACAUCCGUGCUGGGCGAUACCUGGAACAUGGUGAAUACGAGGGCAACCUGUAUGGCACACGUAUCGACUCCAUCCGGGGCGUGGUCGCUGCCGGCCGGGUGUGUGUGCUGGAUGUCAACCCCCAGGCAGUGAAGGUCCUGAGAACAGCUGAGUUUGUCCCUUAUGUGGUGUUCAUCGAGGCCCCUGACUUUGAGACCCUGCGAGCCAUGAACCGGACGGCGCUGGAGAGUGGGGUGUCCACCAAACAGCUCACGGAGGCGGACCUGAGACGGACAGUGGAGGAGAGCAGCCGCAUCCAGAGGGGCUACGGGCAUUAUUUCGACCUCAGUCUGGUCAAUAGCAACCUGGAGAGGACCUUCCAUGAACUCCAGGCCGCCUUGGAGAAGCUGCGCACGGAGCCCCAGUGGGUGCCCGUCAGCUGGGUGUACUGAGCCUGUUCUCCUGGACCUCGGCCCUCUGGGUUGUGACCCAGAACCCUGAAUCCGUCCCCUUCCCAACCGUGAGCCCCAGCCAUGAUCCUCAGCUCCCGUUCCCGGCACUCUGGCUCUAUCCCUGGGUCAUGGCCCCGAGUCUGGCUUCAGCGCAGGAGGCGUGCACUGCCAGGGAGGUGGGUGUUCGUGGGGCACCUCUGUGCCCAGGUGCUACCCACUCCCGACGUUCACUGGCCACCAGAUGUCCCUCGCUGAGGGCCAGGCCGUGCCCCGGAGUGUCGGAAUCGCCUCCAUAAUGCUCAGUCCAGAGAAGAGAAAAGCUGCUUUGGGACCACGUGGUCAGUAGGUACACUGUCCCCACCCCUCUCGCCAGUCACUUUUUCUCCUCUGGACUGGCCACCCUGACCCCACUCCUGGGCUGCUCCUACUUCUUGCCCCUGCAGCCUAGGGGCAGGCCUUAGGCUGGUUCCCUGUGGCCAGGGGGGUACGCAGCCCCCCGGCGGCUAGGCAAGCCCAGGCGGCGCCGCCAGCCUUGUGCCAUCCCGAAGGCUGGAGGAGCCGAAGCACCAGCCAGUUGCCGCCGCCAGGGAGCAACGCAGUCCUCUGCCCCCUCGGAACGGGGCCGGCUCCCUGUCCUUCCCUCAUGCACAGCUUUUCACUGCCGAAGUCUCUCCACAGACUUCUCCAAUGUGCCCCUGACAGGCCAGCUCUGCUCCCCGCAGGGCAAGGGCGGCAGGGGGCUGCGGGCUCAGCCCAGGCAGGGGUGGGCUGGAGGCCGAGCCCUGUGACGAGGAGCCUGACGGGAGAGCUCCCGGCCCUCUGUGGCCCGUGGUGGGGGCGCGUCUGGGCUCCCUGUCUGUGGUCAUUGUCCAUUUUGGUCUCUGUGGCCGGGUCCAGCUGCCCACUCACAUGAGGGCGGCCUGGGCGCUGAGGAAAGGGGAGGGCUGGGCCACGGGGCAUGGCCUUGGAGGACGUUUGCGCCCCAGCAGACUCCCCGCACAACGCCAGGGGGCGCCAUCCACACUGUAGUCUCCACAGCUUACGGUUCCGCAGGCUGCGGUGCCUAGUCUGUGUUUCUGCCACUGGUGUGUGUGUCAGGCUUAGUUUUUGGAGAGGGGAAGCAAAGGGUUGUUGUGCUUUGGAGGUCACUCUUUGGGGCCCCGUUUUUGGGCUCCCCAUCAGCCCCCCAUUUCUUAUGAGACCCUUUUCCCAGAUUCCAGAGGCUUGGCCCUUCCCAGAUGUCUUCCUCCGCUCUCCUGUUGCCCCCGACCCUCAAUGCCACCCUCCAGUCCUUGAGGAGGGCAACUGUGUAAAAUAGGAGAAUCCCUUUUUUAAAAAGUAUGCUGUCCUUGACUUCCCCAGACAUCUCACCCCUCAUCCUUCUCUGUGACCCUUCCCGGGGUGAACCUGUCCUUGUAGGGGACCCCCCCAUGACCGCCCCCCCAGCCCUUGUGCUCCCCAGUUCUUCUGUCUAAUCAGUCUUCGCUGCAGUGUCAGCCAAGCUGGCCCCUGAGCCACUGUGUGCCCAUUUCCUAGGGAAGGGGAGGGAGAAGAAACAGAAUAUUUAUUACAAAGUCAGAAAUAUAUUUAUUAUAUUAGGGAUCUCAUUUGCAUUUGCCUAGGAUAUGCAAAUGAGAUGUAAAGGUCAAGUCUACUUCCAUCUCAUUUGCAUAGCUCUGCAUCCACUAUGCAGUCAACUUUAUGUUCCUCUUUUCCCUUUAGUCAAUGUUCUUUUAAUUUAUCCUCAAUUCUGCUCUCCCUUGCUUUACCCUCACCCUCAACCCAAGGGGACUGGGAGUGGGAGGAAAAUGAGGUGUUCUCGCGCUGGCCCAGGGCCAUGGGGUACUUUGUUCAUCCCCACCUCACCCGGGAGACUGGGGAAUAGAGGCAGCUACCCCCUCCCCCUUGGUUAACCUCCAAAGCGCUCUGAUUAGAAGACCAUCCUCUUUGAUGAGAGGUGGGGCUGGGCACCUUGCUGAAGGGUUGGCACAUGGCCCUUCAGGGUGAAGCUCCAGUUACUGUUCUGGCACCUUCACCUCUGGUGAUGCCUGUGGGUUGGGCCCCUCCUUUCCCAUCUCUAUUCCUCUCUGAACAGCAUUCUACCUCCCCUGCCUUAGCCGUACUCCGGGGACCCGUACUGGGUUGGAAUGGGUGUGUGUGCCCACCGCGUUAGCCCUCGGGCUCCAUCCUCCCUCUUCCCACUGUGGAUGCUUGUAUUGAGGAACCUCAGGAUAAUAGGACCCUGCCCCCCGUCCACACUCAGUCCCAGCCCAGCUGUCCUCCCCCCGUCCCAUCUCUCAGCCAUCCAGUUCUUGAGCUUUCUCUCUGAUUGGUUUUCUUUUUCUUUGAUUAAAUGUGAAAGCAAAGCUUCUGGGCUCUGUUUGUCUUUCACUGGGGUCGGGU